Molecule: messenger RNA, 1335 nt
Organism: Geodia barretti
Lineage: Eukaryota; Metazoa; Porifera; Demospongiae; Tetractinellida; Geodiidae
Source: the annotation of a GenBank genome assembly
AUGCCCACGAUCCUGGAACAGUACAUCGCCAACCACGCCGGCUCCGCCGAACGUUAUCGUGACGCCGUGGGCAUAUUCCCUGGGGGAGUCACCCACGACAACCGUUACGCCGAGCCGUUCCCGCUGUACAUAACCCACGGGCAGGGACCGCGGAAGUGGGACGUGGACGGGAACGAGUACAUCGACUAUGUAUCCGGCCACGGCGCGCUGUUGCUGGGGCACUCCCAUCCUGCCAUUGCGGAGGCAGUGACCGAACAGAUCCUGCGGGGCACUCACCUGGGAGCCUGCACCGAUGAGGAACUGCGCUGGGCACGGGCGAUCAUGACCCUGAUGCCGGCAGUGGAAAGGAUCCGCUUCCACAGCAGCGGCACGGAAGCGACAUUGAUGGCGAUGCGCCUGGCCCGCGCCUUUACUGGACGCAACAAGGUCAUCAAGCUACAGGACCACUUCCACGGUUGGCACGACUACGCGAUGGCAGGUUCGGACCGCCCGGCGCCGGGGAUCCCCGCCGAGUCAUGGAGCAGCAUGGUUAUCGUUCCGUCCGGAAACCUGGACGCGGUGCAGCAGGCCAUGGAACGCGACAGCGACAUCGCGGCCAUCAUCCUGGAACCCACCGGCGCUCACUACGGGCAGCUUCCCUUCGACGCGCCGCAAUACCUGACGGGCCUGCGCCAACUGUGCGACCAGCAUGGCGUGGUGCUGAUUUUCGAUGAGGUUGUCACCGGAUUCCGCGCCUCCCCCGGCGGAGCGCAGGUGCGCUAUGGCGUCACGCCCGAUCUGACGACCAUGGCGAAGAUCGUGGCUGGCGCCCUGCCCGGCGGGGCAGUAGGCGGCAAGGCUGACAUCGUGGAUAUGAUCGCCCAGCGCGGCGAUCCCGAAUGGGACAACACCGAGCGGGUCUACCACCCGGGGACCUUCAACGGCAAUCCGCUGUCGGCGGUGGCGGGAGCGACCUGCCUGGAACUGAUCGCCUCCGAGCCUUUGAACGAGCGCGCCGACGCGAUGGCCGCGCGGCUCAAGGCCGGUCUGAACGAGAUGUUCACGCGAAUGGAGGUGGGCGGGCACGCCUACGGCAUCGCGUCGAUGAUCCACUUCACCCUGGCCGACGGCGACUUCGACCACGAAUUCGGGCCGGAAGUCGACCGGCAAAUCAAGAGCGCCGCGGCCACGCCGGCGGUAACCGGCAUCAAGCGCGGCCUGCAGAACCACGGCAUCGACAUCAUGGGACGGGACGCGUUCCUGGUAUCGGCGACGCACUCCGAGGCAGACAUCGACGCUACCCUGGGCGCCUUUGCGGCGACGCUGGCGGACGCACGCGACGAAGGGCUGGUUUAG